Epinephelus lanceolatus (giant grouper) is the source of this 2828-nucleotide messenger RNA. RefSeq lists its product as uncharacterized. Gene Ontology annotation, molecular function: protein binding. Lineage: Eukaryota; Metazoa; Chordata; Actinopteri; Perciformes; Serranidae. The record is from RefSeq and is a predicted model, not a curated record.
CCUCUGUCUAUCGGCGCCAUCGGAUAUUGAUGUUCAAAGGCUUUUUUUUAUCGCUCUAUGAGCCUAUGCACCGUUUCAAAUCAGAUUUUGUCGUUUUAUCUAGUUGUCUCCAGCAGCAACAUGUUGCUGGGAUUAAACUUUGCUGUGAGGGAAUGCAGCUGCAGUUGUCUGUGUGCCAUCCCCUCUCCUCCGUGAGGACACAGCAGGGCAGUGCGCUCCGCUGAGCAGCGCUGAGACAAGCAAAGCGUGGAGAAGAAGAGUUGACCAAAACUCCGAACAAAAGGACUUGGGGAGUUAUUUGUCCGCUUUCAAGGGUCACCUCCACAGUGCCACUUUGGUCUGGGCUGAGUGAAAGAGCAGCAGGCACCUGCAGGGCCCCAUCAGUGGCCCAAACCCCAUUACUGCAGUAUGGGCAACUUUUCCAGCAAGGACGGCCAUGGACCCACAGGGGUCCAUGGGGAUAGUUUCCACACUCCUCCUGCUUCUCCACAGGGUGAUGGGCCUGCUUUCAUACCCAGUGUCCCCCAGCUCCUUCCCCCUACCUCACCUCAACCUUCCUCUGCAGCCCCAGUUUCACCUCCACCUCCAGUCCCAACCCUCACACCCAGUGGGAAGAAAGCACAGUCCAGCACCACCUCUACCACUUCCGGUCCCCCUCCUGAUUGGAGGCCUCAUCCACCAGUCAGCUCAAAUAACUCCACCGUUAGCCCGCUUCACAGCAAGCCAGGAAGUACCGUGGGUAAAGGACAAGCUACUCUGGGGAGAAAUGGAGGUCCUCCCACCUCCACCCCUCGACCACUGGUCUCCCCAGAGAGGACUAUGGCCAUCAGUCCUACGAAGAGCCCCUCUUCUCUGAGUAGUGCCUCACCUGUGGUGAGCAGUUCUUUUGGGCCGAAAUGGAGGGAAAGGGACAGUGGUCUGAGUCAGUCUUUGUUACCCGCUCACGAAGCUGGGGAUAGCCAGGGUGAGGAACUGGAGAAGCUGCUGGAAGAGUGUAGGACAACACUGGGUAUUACUGCCAGUAAGGAUGGAGCCACAAACACAGCGGAGAUACUGAAGCAUCUACUGACAGAAGUGAAGAGUUUGAAGAGUACUUUGCAGACGGAGCGUGGGGAAUGGCUGCAGUUCCAGGCUGACCUACAGGUGGCGGUGGCAGUGGCAGACCGUCUGAGAGCCGAGGCAGAAGAAGAACUGACUGCGCUCCGAACGGCGCACAAGGAUGUGGAGAGGGAGCUGGCCGCUUCCCAGCAGAGACAGAAAGAGGCUGAUGUGCAACUGGUAACCCUGAGAGGAGAGUUAAAGGAGAGCAGGCAGAGACUGGCUACUCUCACCCAGGCUCCGUGUCAGGAGCCAGAGAGGCCCAAUAAUAAUGGAGAACCAACCAACAGCUGUGAAAGCAAAGAAGGGACCCAGAGGGGCAUGGAGAGGGGAGUGUACAGGUUGGGGCGAGAAGAAAUGGAAAGCAGGAGUCAGAAUGAACUGACGAAGAAUGUUGUCAGCGAGGAGGCAAGAACAGACUGUAAAGGCGUGACUAAGCGCUACCUGAGAAAUGUGACCAAUGAGGAUAGGAGUGGAGAAGAGGUGCGACCCAGCGAGACACGAAGGAUGGUAACCACAGAGAGGUCAAGAAGCUUGUCCAGAUUACCUGCUUCCUCGGGCUCCCCCACCAUGCUGAACGGAACCUCCCAGCCCAACACUGCCUCAACUGUGGGACCUACGAACAAGAACUUGGGGCCACUAAGAGGCCGGAGAAGUUUGGAUUGGCAAGACAGCAGACCAAGCACUGACACAGGAAAACGUGAGGAGUCUUUGAACAAAUACAACUCUGCCCUUACUGAGCUGCCUUCCACUAAAUCCCAGGAUGGUUUCAACCUACUGCUGCGUCGUCACGGAGGGUCGAAGAGAAACUCGCUGCUCCGCUGGUGUCAGGGCCGAACACAAGGCUACAAGAAUAUCGACAUCACCAACUUCAGCAGCAGCUGGGCCGACGGUCUCGCCUUCUGUGCUGUCUACCACACCUACCUCCCCUCACACAUCCCUUACACCACUCUCACUCCAGAGAACAAGAGGGAGAAUCUCAGUCUGGCAUUCAAAACAGGAGAGACUGUCGGGAUUGCACAAACCCUGACAGUAGAGGAGAUGCUGAGAGCAGGCGGUCCUGACUGGCAAAGAGUCCUGAGCUACGUGGAGAGCAUCUACCGUCACUUUGAGAUGUGACAGCCGGAGGUACUGACAGACAAUCCCAACAUAGCGGAUCCUUCAGGACUCUUCAAAGGAAACAGUGUAAAUUGUGAUGCCUCCCUGAAUACUAUACUGUACCUUUGUGGCGUGUCUGGAAACUGGAUAAACUUCUUUUAGCAAAGAAAGACAUCCAAAGCUACAGUUUGCAACUUCCCUUACAUUACAAUACCUGAUAAGGACUCUUUGGAAAUUUUAAUUCGCUGCUGUGGAUUGAAGUUUCUUCUGCUUGGUUCUCUGUAAUACACUUCAGAAAAUGUCCUCUGAGCAGGUAGAGGCUAUGGUGCAAAGUAUUACGUUUUCAUUGGUUUGUUAGCACUGUUGUAUGCAUUCUUACACCUUUCAUAUUCUUAAUUAGCUGACAUUUGACAUACAUCGGUAUAUGUAAAGAAUUCAGACACAGUAAAGUAGACUGCUUAGCAGAAUGUGACCAACUGUGAAGGAGGGGAAGGACUGAUAAAACUGCUACCUUUUAAAGGAACAGUGUGUAGGAUUUAGUGGCAUCCAGUGGUGAACACACCGGCAGUGCAACAUGGCAGACUCCCUGGCGAGGACCUGCUCCCUGUGUAGAUAUAAACGGCUCAUUCAAA